GAGGAAAGAAUGAUCCAAAGACAUUGCCACUCAGUUUGACGCAAAAUACACCAAAUUCUCUCUAUCUGCAAACAAAUUGAAUACAAAGACUCAUUCUUUGUUUGAAAUUCUCAGAUCUCGAAAAAUGGAUUUUCUGCAGAAUCAGAAGGUAGAGGUGAUAACCAUGGCAGUAGCUCUUGUUGCCAUUCUUGGUGGUACCGCUUACUAUUACUAUCUCACCAAGAAACCCAAAGGGUGCUUGGAUCCUGAGAAUUUCAAGGAAUUUAAGCUUGUCAAACGCACUCAACUCAGUCAUAAUGUUGCGACAUUCAGAUUUUGUCUUCCUAAUCGUAGCUCAGUGUUGGGGCUUCCUAUUGGACAACAUAUCAGCUGCAGAGGAAAAGACAGUCUUGGUGAAGAAGUAAUCAAACCAUAUACACCAACAACAUUGGAUACUGAUGUUGGAUACUUUGAAUUGGUCGUUAAGAUGUAUCCACAAGGAAGAAUGUCUCAUCACUUCAGUGAGAUGCGUGAAGGCGAUUACUUAGCUGUGAAAGGACCAAAGGGACGUUUCAAGUACCAACCCAACCAAGUAAAAGCUUUUGGAAUGGUUGCUGGUGGCACCGGCAUCACCCCAAUGUUUCAGGUUGCAAGAGCUAUACUAGAAAAUCCACAGGACAAAACCAACGUAAAUUUGAUAUAUGCCAAUGUCACAUAUGAUGACAUUCUUCUAAAGGAAGAGCUCGAUGACUUGGCAAUUAAAUUCCCAAAUCGAUUUAAAGUUUAUUAUGUUCUAAAUCAGCCACCAGAAAUAUGGGAUGGCGGAGUCGGAUUCGUUUCCAAGGAAAUGAUUGAAACACAAUUCCCUGCACCAGCAGCGGAUAUUAAGAUAUUAAGGUGUGGACCACCUCCCAUGAACAAGGCUAUGGCUGCUCACCUUGAAGACCUUGGAUACAGUCCCCAAAUGCAGUUUCAGUUUUAGUUCAUGGAUAAAGCUAUAUUCUGACAUACAUUUUUAGUCCAAAUUCAGACAUUUUUUUGACAGAAUAAACGUCAAUUCUAUAAUCCAGUAGAAAUUUUACACUUACACGUUCAGGUCAGAAAGUUUUGUUGGCUGUGCUGUAUGUAACAGUGGAGGAUAUUGCUCUAUUUCACACUUAAUAAUAAUAAGAUGGGACUUUUUUUAUUA
Messenger RNA from Medicago truncatula (barrel medic), 1168 nucleotides. Its product is annotated as NADH--cytochrome b5 reductase 1. The record is from RefSeq and is a predicted model, not a curated record. The transcript is spliced from 9 exons. Lineage: Eukaryota; Viridiplantae; Streptophyta; Magnoliopsida; Fabales; Fabaceae. Gene Ontology annotation, biological process: electron transport chain. Gene Ontology annotation, molecular function: cytochrome-b5 reductase activity, acting on NAD(P)H. Bases 125 to 961 code for a protein of 278 amino acids.